This is a messenger RNA of Myotis brandtii (Brandt's bat), 2151 nucleotides long. RefSeq names its product phospholipase A2, group XIIB (gene PLA2G12B). The transcript has 4 exons. NCBI's taxonomy places the organism in Eukaryota, Metazoa, Chordata, Mammalia, Chiroptera, Vespertilionidae. Gene Ontology annotation, molecular function: calcium ion binding; A2-type glycerophospholipase activity. The record is from RefSeq and is a predicted model, not a curated record. The coding region runs from base 149 to 736 and encodes 195 amino acids. Gene Ontology annotation, cellular component: extracellular region. Gene Ontology annotation, biological process: phospholipid metabolic process; triglyceride homeostasis; arachidonate secretion.
AGUCCACCUCUGGGGAGCAGAGAUUGAGUGUUCCCGAUAAUCCCUUUCCCAGUCCUGCCUGACAGCAGGCCUAGGGGCUGCGUACCUGGGCUUCCUGGGACUGUGGCUGGGGUUCGAGGAGAGACCUCGGCACCUACCUGGCUGCAGGAUGAAGCUGGCCACCAGCUCCUUGAUUCUGUGGCUGAGCCUGGGGGGUGGCCUGGCACAGAGCGACACCAGCCCUGACGCAGAGGAGUCCUAUUCCAACUGGGGCCUCCGGCACAUCCGGGGCAGCUUUGAGUCUGUCAACAGCUACUUCGAUUCCUUUCUGGAGCUGCUGGGAGGGAAGAACGGGGUAUGUCAGUACCGGUGCCGAUACGGAAAGGCACCAAUGCCCAGACCUCACUACAAGCCGCAGGAGCCCAAUGGCUGCAGCUCCUACUUCCUGGGUCUCAAGGUACCAGAAAGUAUGGACUUGGGCAUCCCAGCAAUGACCAAGUGCUGCAACCAGCUGGAUGCCUGUUAUGACACCUGCGGUGCCAACAAGUAUCGCUGUGAUGCAAAAUUCCGAUGGUGCCUCCACUCUAUCUGCUCUGACCUUAAGCGAAGUCUGGGCUUCGUCUCCAACGUGGCAAUAGCAUGUGAUUCCCUGGCUGAUACCGUGUUUAAUACUGUAUGGACUUUGGGCUGCCGACCCUUUAUGAAUAGUCAACGGGCAGCCUGCAUCUGCGCAGAAGAGGAGAAAGAAGAGUUAUAGGGAAGAGGUGUCUCCUUUUUGGUUUUGCGUUGACACCACGGCUGUCAGUCUCGGAGAUGGUAGUGUGGCAGAUGUGUCUCAUCCUUUCUUCCAAGGAUUUGGAUACCACCAAGCAGGAGAAAGGAAAUAGUCUACAGCCAAAAAGUGAGUCCCAUCCUUUGAGGAUAAUUGGAAAAAAGACGUGGAGUGAACUGAAGGCGACUCGUCACUUUAACACUGGUCUCUCCAACCAAGACACAUUUGCCUGGAAAUUCAGUUCUUAACUUAAAGACUAAAAUAAAGACUAACUACUGGGAUUCUUGGACUUGAUAAUUCUAUUCACAAGUGAAAUUUUGGAGAGUCCAGCCAUUUGGGAGGCAAUGACUUUCCAGCCAUUUGGGAGGCAAGGACCAAUAAUCUGGUCCAUGUUUCAGUUGCCAGUAAGGAUCUCACAUAUAAUAAAGUGUACUUUUUAGAAAAUUUGAAAAGAGAUGAAUGAAUCUCAUUAUCACCAACACGCUUCCUUUUCACUUAGAAGAAAACAGAACCAACCUGGUAAGUUCCGCCGAUGAUACGUUAUUCCCGCUGGUGCUGAAGAGAUUGGAAGCGGUGGGCAGAGGCUUACCUGACCAAAGCCACGGAGGUGGAGGUCAGGUGGAGUUGGGUCUGAGGUUCCAUUUUUUUCAUUCAAUCAACUAUUCCUGUUGAUACCCCCAAGUACUAGGUGGUCUCCGUGUCGUGUGAAGAUCUGAGGAGCACUGGGUAAAAACUGCCACUAAAGAUCACUUAGAAAAGCCCCUAAAAUCUGAGGGGCAUGAGAGACAAAUGGCCAUUCCCAGAGCGUGGUUCUCAGCCCUGAUGGCAAAUUAGAAUCACCGGAGGAGCACUAGCAACAGAGUCUCUAGGGGUGGUAUCUACAGACAGGCAUACCUUUCAUUGCGCUUGGCUUUCUUGCCCUUCACAGGUGUUGCGUUUUCUAGAAAUUGAAGGCAAGACCUUCUACCAGGAAAAAGAUUAUGACUCGCUUUGUUGUGAGACUCAGUUUAUUGUCGUGGUCUGGGAGCAGACUGGAAAUAUCUCUGAGGUUUGCCUCUGCUGGCAAUUUAUAAAGUGACUCUGAUGCCCCGUGAGGCCUGAGGGCCACCAAGGUCAGGGGCUGGCAAAUGAAAGCCCAUGGACUGAAUCAGGCCCAGCACCUGCUGCUGGGAAGUGUUACUGGAACAUAACCAUGCCCACGUGUGUUCAUGGCUGCUCCCGGGCUGCCAGAGCAGAGUUGUGGCAGAGACGGCAUGGCCCAGAAAGCCUAAAACAGUUACCAUGAGGCCCUUACAGAAAAAUUCGGCAAACCCCUGAUGGAGUUCACUUUCUCCUUUCCUUUCCUUUUGUUAAUUUCACUGGUUCCAUUAAGAAUUGUUGAUUGCAGCCAUUUCUAAAAA